Messenger RNA from Talaromyces proteolyticus, 2050 nucleotides. Its product is annotated as putative SUMO ligase SizA. The transcript is spliced from 7 exons. Bases 242 to 1792 code for a protein of 516 amino acids. Gene Ontology annotation, molecular function: SUMO ligase activity; zinc ion binding. Lineage: Eukaryota; Fungi; Ascomycota; Eurotiomycetes; Eurotiales; Trichocomaceae. The record is from RefSeq and is a predicted model, not a curated record. Gene Ontology annotation, biological process: protein sumoylation.
AAGCAUUUUUGGGUCUGGUUUUGGAUUAUGUCAUCACAGAAUAUAGUCAAGAGUCUCGAUAGUCAACGGUGGAAGUCAUUCGGGAUAUACUGCGCCGUAUAGCUCUCGUACGGGAUGUGUCCAUCCCUGUGAAAUCUUGAUAUGCCUUACUACGUGCUACGAUAAUGAAAGGGCCGUUUCCAAGCAAUUACCUUAAAAGAGUUGGAACUAUUCGCCAUCACCGCUGACAAGAAGCUUGAAGAUGUCUUCUGCAGGGCAGGCGCCUGAACUCCUGGGCAUGAUUGCCCUGGUGAAAACGUUGACAAACGUUCAAAUGAAAGAGAUUCUGAGGAGUCAAAACCUCACAGUAUCUGGGGUCAAAUCAACUCUACAGUUGCGCAUUAUCGCAUGUCUUGAAAGAUUUUAUCAGAAUGGACAAAUGGAUCACUACGAUCGCCUCAAACGAUUUAUCUACUCCCUAACCCAUCGCUCACGCACGCCUUCCUCCCCCGCCACUUUAUCCCAUCAGCCCCAGAGCAAUUCCUCUCGAACAUCGCAAGCGAAAGAUAAUUUGGGAUCUACAAUGUCACCUCAGCCUUUUUCAAAUGGACGUUUGUCGUUUAAGGAAAGUCCAUUCUACUCGAUACUCGAACCAUUGUCCUCGACGGUCGAAUGUAAAGUUCGCGAACAAACGCGAGACACUGUAGAGCUGAAAUUCGCUCUCAGCUCUUCAGUUGUUUCGAGGUUACAAAACGACCCAAAUCUACGGAUAAUGGUCUUCUGUGCCGCUGAUACUGGGCUCAACCAGUUCUCAAAAUCUGAUGUUGCUUUUCCUCACCAGGUUGAAUUAAGGGCUAAUCUUGAUGAGGUGAAAGCCAAUUUGAGAGGGCUGAAAAACAAACCUGGUACUACUAGGCCAGCUGAUGUCACCAAUUACAUUCGAAAGAAGGUUGGGUAUUCAAAUAAUGUUUCAAUGACAUUUGCGUUAACUCAGAAGAAAUUUUAUGUUGUUGUCAAUCUUGUGAAGCGACGCCCAGUUGAGGAUUUGGUAGAAGAGCUAAAAGCAAGGAAAACAAUUUCGAAAGAACAGGUUUUGCGUGAAAUGCGGAGUCGGGCCGAUGAUGCAGAUAUAGUGGCGACAUCAAGCGUCAUGUCAUUGAAAUGCCCUUUGUCUACUCUCAGAAUUGAGGUUCCUUGUCGGUCUGUGCUAUGCACUCAUCACCAAUGCUUCGAUGCUUCGUCUUUUCUACAAUUACAGGAACAAGCUCCGACCUGGACGUGUCCUGUGUGCAAUAAGUCUACCAGUUUUGAGUCGUUGCAAAUCGAUCAAUACGUGGAUGAAAUACUUCAGUCCACUUCAUCGGAUGUUGAACAGGUGACUAUCGAGCCGACAGGUGCUUGGUACAACACAAGAUCGGACGAUCAGACGCAAGAUGACGAAGUCGCUACUGGCCUCGACGAUGAUUUCAUCGAGAUUGGCCCUUUCUUAUCACCAAGAUUGAAGCGAGAAGAAGCAUCGGAGUCCACAGAUUUGUUUGGCACACCAUCAACUCAAGAUGGACUAAGAACGCCUAAUAUUCCAAAGUCAAGCCAGAAACGGUCGGCGCCCGUAGUCAUAGACCUUACGGGCAGCGAUGAGGAUGAGACGCCAUCUCGGCCAACCAAACGGCAAGCACUUGAUACCAUAGAUCGUGGAUCUCGUGGCUCUCGGAACAUAUAUCAGAAUGGGUUCACCAGCAAUGGCGGCCAUGAAGCUUCCUCUAGUAACGGAUCUCGGUCAUCAGAGCAUACAACUCUUUAUAUUGACGUGUGAUUUCUUUGGAAUGCUUGCCCUGACGCAUAGCCUUGGUAGCAUGUGGUGGGAGCGAUAGGGAGUUCUCGUACAUUACUGCAUUGGAGCGAAUUUUAUGUUUAUUGGCGAAAAGGAUCUCAUAGUUCUACGGAUUAGAGCAUUUCUGACUGGGCUCUUUCUUGUUCUUGUUCUUUUUUUCCUUUUUUCGCACCAUGUUACAUAAACUGUUGAAAUGGACAAUAUCAGUGCUAUUUGAGCAAAGAGUACAUUAUGACAACC